This is a messenger RNA of Penicillium mononematosum, 1551 nucleotides long. Its product is annotated as FAD-binding oxidoreductase. The transcript has 4 exons. Gene Ontology annotation, molecular function: FAD binding. The coding region runs from base 1 to 1551 and encodes 516 amino acids. The record is from RefSeq and is a predicted model, not a curated record. NCBI's taxonomy places the organism in Eukaryota, Fungi, Ascomycota, Eurotiomycetes, Eurotiales, Aspergillaceae.
AUGGCCAAGAUGACCUCGAUAAUAGGGAUCCUUAUGGGUGUGCUGACAACAGCCACUGCGGCCUCCAUCCCAACAGGGUCCUCUGCUGCUGCUGCUGCUCUCAGCUCGCUGGGUGUUUCUCCUCCAUCUGGCAACGUUCUCAUUGGAAAUGCCGGCUACACCUGUAGUCUCUUGAAUCGGGUCUUCUCCAAGAACGAGACAUUCACAGUGACCUCGCCAUAUUACGAUGUUUUCAUUGACGAAGCCUGGUCGGAGAAUUGCCGAUUGAAUGCGUCUUGCAUAGUCACGCCUGAAUCUGCCCAAGAGGUCUCGCGUCUGUUGCAGAUCCUUAGUAUUCUGGAAACAAAAUUCGCCAUUCGCUCCGGUGGACACAAUACCAACCCGGGAUUCAGUUCAAUCGGCAGUGACGGGGUGUUGAUCGCUCUGGAGAAGUUGGAUAGCAUUUCCUUAAGCGCUGAUCGCGGAACUGUCACUGUCGGGCCUGGUAAUAGAUGGGAGUCUGUAUACAAGUACCUCCAGCCGUAUAAUCUCACGGCCUUAGGCGGCCGUGAAGCGGUUGUGGGUGUUGGUGGAUACAUUCUUGGUGGCGGUCUCAGCACCUUCUACAACACCCACGGCUUGGCCAUUGACAGUGUCACCCGAUUCCAGGUGGUUCUACCCAAUGGAACUAUUGUCGAUGCCACCCCAACUGAGCAUGCCGAUCUAUAUAAAGGUCUGAAGGGAGGCCUGAAUAACUUCGGCAUUGUAACUGAAUAUGACCUCAGCACCAAUACCGGCGUCGAUAUCUACUAUGAGAUCAAAACGUACACCACUGCCAACACUCCGGCCGUGCUUGCGGCCUAUGCGACGUAUCUUUUGGACGCCGACAUCAACAGCAAUGUGGAGAUCCAGAUCAACCCCAGCUACACUUUGGUCUUCUACGGGUAUCUCGGUCAUGUAUCCGCACCUACAGACUUUGAUCCAUUCUCCGACAUACCCGUGGCCUCCACCAUGUAUCCACCAACGAACGGCUCGCUCACUGAGCUUCUCCUCACCAUUGGCUCCACCGGACUGACAUCCGAGGGUGUCUCCUACAGCGGUACCUUUUCAUUUAAGGUGACAGGGUCCACUUUCCUGCAGGACACUUACUCAACCUAUCUCGAAGCCGCUGCCUCUCUCCCGUCGGGCGCGGUACUCUCUUAUGUGCCUCAGGGUGUGAUUCCAAAUCUAGUAACUCAAGGAAAGUCGCAGAAUGGAGGGAACCUACUGGGUCUGGAGGCCACGCCUCAAGUCUGGGCGAAUAUCUUCGCUCAAUUCCCAGCUACACUCAGCCAAUCAGAGGUGGCAGGUGCUGUAGACUCAUUGCUGGCCAAGCUCAUCUCCAGCGCAAAGUCGGAGGAUCUUUUCCUCCCCUAUAUCUUCGUCAAUGACGCGGGUGCCAAGCAGAAGCCGCUGCAGUCGUUUGGGGAAAACAAUAUCAAGUAUAUUGACACAGUCGCGAAAAGGUAUGACCCUAAGAGAAUUAUGCAGAAGCUGCAGAAUCAGGCAUACUUUGUUUCGGAGGAGUUGUAG